This is a messenger RNA of Polypterus senegalus (gray bichir), 4481 nucleotides long. RefSeq names its product potassium voltage-gated channel subfamily S member 2-like. The record is from RefSeq and is a predicted model, not a curated record. NCBI's taxonomy places the organism in Eukaryota, Metazoa, Chordata, Cladistia, Polypteriformes, Polypteridae. Gene Ontology annotation, biological process: regulation of delayed rectifier potassium channel activity; potassium ion transmembrane transport; protein homooligomerization. Gene Ontology annotation, cellular component: voltage-gated potassium channel complex; membrane. The transcript is spliced from 2 exons. Bases 727 to 2145 code for a protein of 472 amino acids. Gene Ontology annotation, molecular function: protein binding; voltage-gated potassium channel activity.
UUGUUCUUUGCAUUACAACUGCGAAACUUACACGGAAAAGAAAUUGCUCUACUUAAAAGGAUUUAAGUUUUUAAGUAAAUUGAAGACAACUAUUUAAAAAAAUGGCCAGUGUUUAUCGGUUAAAAAACAAUUAACUAGAUGGGAGAGAUAGACAGUGGAGAAGUAAACGUCUGCAGAGCGGGAGUGACGCGCGCCGCCGUGCCGGAGCUGUUCUUUCAGCACCACAGACUCGCUUCACUGAUUCAAACUCCCCGUACGACUGGCGCUGCUGUGAUGUGGAGCGCAUUGAAAGUGGUAUCUUCGAAUGCGCUUUAUUAAGGCCAAAAAAAAAGAACAGAAGGAGAAGAGGAGAGAAUGGGUGAGGUAAUGCACGACACUGUGCGAUGUACCGACUGAGAAGGUUCCUGGUUAAUGCAGAGGAGGAAAUAACGGAUCAGAAGAGCGAAUCCUUUCUGAGAGGAGAAGAUGCUCGCCUUGGCGCCUGCCGAAGGGCUGCAGGCUGUGCUAGCCGCAGCUGGUAAUUUCACAGACCUCACCUCUAAAGACAGUAAAACGACACGAUUAAACCGGAGCACGGAGCUACAAGUUGAAACCACGGAGAAGUAUUUAGAAAAAAACAGUCACCUCAAACAGUCAAAAUGGAGUUAAACCGCUCCAUGCCUACGCACAAGGCGCGUUCGCUCUAGCUUGACCGGUUACCUUCGCACCUGAGAUCUUCCGCCCAUUAUGACCGGCCAGAGUCUGGAGGAGCUGACAGAGGCCAGUUUUGAAGACAGUGUCAUCUGUAUAAAUGUGGGAGGAUUUAAGAAAAAGCUGAGGUCCAACACCCUUUCCCGGUUUCCAGAAACGAGACUCGCGAGGCUGUUGAGUUGCCAGUCCAAGGAGUCGAUAUUAGAACUUUGUGAUGAUUAUGACGACAAUGAAAAGGAAUUUUAUUUUGACCGAAAUCCCACGCUUUUCCCCUACGUGCUUAAUUUUUAUAACACUGGACGACUCCACGUAAUGGCCGAACUCUGCAUUUUUUCCUUUAGCCAGGAGAUUGAAUACUGGGGCAUCAAUGAAUUUUUCAUUGACUCCUGCUGUAGUAACAUUUACCACUGCAGAAAAAUUGAGCCGGAACACGAAGACUGGGAUGACAGAAGUGAAGAAGGCAGCACCACUUCUUCCUUUGAUGAGAUACUUGGAUUUUACAAUGAUGCUGCUAAAUUUGAUAUGCAGCCGCUGGGAGCCAUUCGGAGGAGGAUAUGGUUAAUGCUGGACAACCCUGGCUAUUCUAUUCCCAGCAGGAUUUUCAGUGUGCUUUCUAUUCUGGUGGUUCUGGGCUCUAUCGCUACCAUGUGCAUGAACAGUAUGUCUGACUUUUUGAUCUAUGAUAGUGAUGGCAAGUCUCACGAGGAUCCCCGAUUUGAAACAGUGGAACACUUUGGUAUUGGAUGGUUCACGUUGGAAUUGAUUGCUAGAUUUAUCGUUGCUCCAGAUCUUAUCAGAUUUUUUGAGCAUCCUUUAAAUAUUAUUGACCUGAUGUCCAUACUGCCUUUCUAUCUGACUCUUAUUAUCAAUCUGGUGGUUGAGAGCAGCCCAACACUUGCAAAUCUUGGUCGAGUGGCUCAAGUACUCAGACUGAUGAGGAUUUUCCGCAUCUUGAAACUAGCCAGGCACUCAACGGGUCUCAGAUCUUUAGGUGCCACGCUCAAGAACAGCUAUAAAGAAGUGGGGCUUCUGCUGCUUUACUUAUCGGUUGGAGUAUCAUUUUUCUCUGUUGUAGCUUACACCAUAGAAAAAGAAGAAAAUGAUGACCUGGCCACCAUCCCUGCCUGUUGGUGGUGGGCUACUGUUAGUAUGACCACAGUAGGGUAUGGAGAUGUAGUCCCAGGAUCCAUAGCAGGGAAACUUACGGCAUCUGCCUGUAUUUUGGCUGGAAUUUUAGUGGUUGUGCUGCCCAUUACGCUCAUCUUUAACAAGUUUUCUCACUUCUACAAACGUCAGAAGAAACUGGAAACUGCCAUGAGAAGCUGUGACUUUGAUGAAGGAAUAAAAGAGGUCCCCUCAAUUAACUUGAGGAAACUACUAUGCACACAAAGUGAAAUCACUGAUGGUCAGCCUUUCAAACAUGAGUCGGAGCUCCCCAAGCGAGCAGAGCCUUGACAGUUCUUUACAAUAACAUGCUAAGCAUCUGAGGCCUCGCCAGUGAUUCCCUUGUAGAGGAGCACUUACAUGUGUAGUUGUAGAAAUUGUGGACUUAGACGGACAAUAUUCAUGGUGUUUUUCUAUCUUUAAAACCGACUAUAGAUAUUUGAGACAUUACAUAAAUGACCCAUUUCUAUGCAGUAUUGAAAAACUGCAUGAAAACAACCAUCCAUGUUUCUCAUUAACUGCUGGAUGACAGCAUCUGGAAGCAGUGUAAGUGAGUGACUUGUGUUUGACCGCUUUAUCCACGAUAUGCUCUGUAGGCUGCACAUGGGAGCACACACACUUAUAUCUAUAUACACAGAGAUGUGCAUCAUCUUCAGAAUGGCUUUGGUAUAUUUGCUAUUGCUAAUGAACUGCUGACACCAAUUUAAAUCACCUUAAACACAUUUGUAAGACUUGGACAGUCCUCAGCACACCAAAAGCAUGGCUACUUGUCAGAAAUGAGUGUUAAUGAAGUGUCUCAAUAUGCAAUGAUUUAUAUGCAGUCCAGUGCAGAAGCAUUCUCAUUUGUAUAUAACAAUAGCAGAAACAUUGUGAUUCAAUAAUGCUGUUGCUAAUAAAUAGUAAAAUGUAAUGUAUCUGUUAAGAGUUUACCUCACUAAAUUUCUCUUUGUUAUGAUGUAUACAGUAAUAGAAGACUCAUUUUGAUUUGCAUGUUCAUUAAUACAAAUUCAGAUGCAUUUGGAAGCAUUUUACACUUUUACAUACCUUGAAUUAAAAGUCUACAGCUCUUUACUGCCUUCGCAAUGAGUGACAAGGAACUCAAUAUGACAAAUUCCAUGAAAAGUACUAUUAAUUUCUGUCACUUUCAGCUUUUCUUUAAUAUCACCCUUCUCAUUAGAGCUAUGCAAAAUGCAGAAAGGAUUUUUAUGUAAACACAAUUACAUACAGUUGAUCAAAUUCACAGUAAUAAAUUUAAACAAGAUGGAAACAUAAGCAUAAUAUUAUUUAAAAGAAUCAUCUAAAAUUGUUCGAUCCAGGGGGUGGGUGGGGGAAAUAAACAGUUCACCAUGUGGAUUGCUCCUGAUGCCUAUUAGUGGAAUGCCAAUCCUACUAAAAAAAUCAAAGACAACACAAAUGUUACAGGCUAUAUGUUGCAUCUUGGUUAUAGGAGUGUGGAAGAGGUCAAUCCAUUUGCUAAUCGUCUAAUGUACACCUCAGUGUAGUCUUUACAAUGAAAACCUUAGGAACAUCAAUUACGACUCCCAGGGGAAAGACAACUUAUUUAACAAGGAUAAAUUUUUAUUCAGAGUCACAAAGUGGAUUUGUCUUUAGAUUGUGGCCCUACAUACUGUGGAAGGUGAGCUCCACUGAAAUGUUAUUGGCAAUCCAAAACAGAGCUUUCUUUUGAAAUAACCCAUAAAAUAUUAAUAAUGUAGCCUUCUGUGUUAACUUUAUCAGUUUCAGUCAAGUAGCAAAUAGAGGAAAAUAAAACACACACAUUUAUUUUACAUUAUUCUCAAAGAAAAAAAACCCAAAAUGCAAUAUUUAAAUUUAUUCAUCAGAUGCUUUACUCCAUAUCAACUUACUAAUUGUUUUCCAGAGUUAUAACAAUGGACACGUGGGAGGGUCAAAAGAUAGUGAGGAGACAGCAAAGGCAGCUAAAUAAUGUUCAGCAAUGGUUAAAAAAAGCAAGUAGAACAAGCUAUAUUUUGAACAGCACCUUUUCAAGUUAAAGAGAUUUGCAGACACGUUUUAAAGUAAGCCUAUUAUUCAUUCUAUACAGGGCUUGAAAUGUGCUAUGUCACCUAAAGCAGGGGUUUUCAAGUUCAGUCUUGGGGGUCCCUCUGUGGUUGCAGCUAUUAGGCCCAACCAAUUUCAUAUUUUAAAUGGCAAGCUGCCAUUUCCCAGUUCCUAUGCUUUGUUGUGCUACUCCAAAAAUUAUGUAUGCUAAAUGACUGGAGUGUAAAGGAACAAUUUUUGUAUUAGACAGCAAUGAAUGAAUAUUUUUAUCUUGCAAUGUAGUAUUUUUUUUCCUUUGUUAAUAUUUAAGUUAAGACAUUAUAUAUUAAUAAUGUGAAUAGCACUGAAGCAGCUGCUGCAUUUUAGCAUUCAGUGUUAUUUGCAUUGGUAUCCUCUCUACUGGUCAUUAACUGUCAUAUAUAGAUGCAAUUUAGACGGCAAACUCCACAGAAAUAAAUUAAAGGCAAAAAAUAUAUAACCAUAAUUUGGUACAAAUGUAAAUCUUAACACUACCAUAUUUUUCUAAAUGCAAAAUAAGAAAGGUUGGGUAAUUAAAAAUUAGAUCAAUUAGAGGUACAGAAAGUAUUCAGACCCCCUUCAAUUUUUCA